AUGCGCGUUCUGCGGCAUCUGUUCGGGGAUGAAAAAAGGCCCUGCAAUAAGUCAAGGGUUAUAACCGUUGCAGUGAAGCGCUAUCUGCAGGCAUUCACGUCGUCAAAAGACAGUAUGAACUUAAUAAAAAUAAUGGAACACAAAAUGUCAAAACAAGAACUAAUCCAACUGUCCCAACGGAUGGAAGAAAUGCAGCAGCGGAUUCUGUAA
Messenger RNA from Trypanosoma brucei brucei TREU927, 210 nucleotides. RefSeq lists its product as hypothetical. The record is from RefSeq and is a predicted model, not a curated record. The transcript has a single exon. The coding region runs from base 1 to 210 and encodes 69 amino acids. NCBI's taxonomy places the organism in Eukaryota, Euglenozoa, Kinetoplastea, Trypanosomatida, Trypanosomatidae.